Penicillium vulpinum is the source of this 1053-nucleotide messenger RNA. RefSeq lists its product as uncharacterized. The record is from RefSeq and is a predicted model, not a curated record. The coding region runs from base 1 to 1053 and encodes 350 amino acids. NCBI's taxonomy places the organism in Eukaryota, Fungi, Ascomycota, Eurotiomycetes, Eurotiales, Aspergillaceae. The transcript is spliced from 4 exons.
AUGGGGACACGAUUUAAAGGCGACACCAAAGACCCAGCGGUUAAUGUGAGUGACUGGGUCCUUUUGGUCACCAUCAUUUUUAGCGUUUCUGCUCGACUAGGAACCAAAAUUCGACUAUUCAAAAAGCUUACCACGGAUGAUUUUCUGAUCAUUGCGUCUCUGAUCUUUGGCAUCGGGCAGAGUAUUGUUGUUUCACUGGCAGUUGGGUCCGGUUAUGGGAAGCAUUAUAAGGAUGUCUCCGAUGCCGAGAUGGAACAGCUGAUGAAAAACCUCUUCGCGGCGUCCCUUCUAUAUCUCUUAAGCCUCAUGUUCUCGAAACUAUCUCUGGUGGUAUUUAUCCGAAGUCUUACACCAUCAGCCAAAGAUAAAUGGCUUGCCAGAGGCGUCGAGGUCAUUCUAUAUGUAUGGGCAGUUGUUGCAAUCUUAGGGACCGCAUUCCAAUGCUCUCUGCCCCGUACCUGGGACUUCCAGAACGGCCAAUGCUUCAACCUGUUAGCUUGGCGCUACUUUAUAGCUAUCUCUAUCAUCGUUACCGAUCUCUUGAUUGUCACACAGGCAAUGAUCCUGAUAUCUAGCGUCCAAACGACCCUAGGCCGACGCCUGGUCUUUGCGGGUAUCUUCCUGCCUCGUCUAUUUGUGACGAUCGCUACGAUUGUGGAGCUCGCCUUCCUCAAAAAAGGCACGAAGACCAAGGACCCGACGUUUGAGAUGUGCGAGAUCACCAUUUUUGAAGUGAUCAUUCAGUGCCUGAGUAUUGUGACGGCCUGCUGGGGACAGCUCAGCCCUUUCUUGUCUUGGAUGCGAUCGAACGGACUCAGGCUCGAUGGUGUGCAAGACCCGACCUCUUCGAGCUACAAGAUGCGCUCACAAUCACAGGGGUCCAAGUCUCGGGACCGCAAGAUCAAAUUAGAGAGUCAUGAGAGCUUCCCUUUGCCAAUGCGACGAGAUCGAAUCUUGGUCACCCAGGACUGGGAGGUCGACAGCCAAUCGAGCCAGGCAGACAUGAUUGCGGAGUCGCAGAUACACCCCCAGGCUAGGAGUAUUAUCAAGUAA